Adineta ricciae is the source of this 981-nucleotide messenger RNA. The record is from the annotation of a GenBank genome assembly. NCBI's taxonomy places the organism in Eukaryota, Metazoa, Rotifera, Eurotatoria, Adinetida, Adinetidae.
AUGGGAGCAGAAUCGAUUGUUUGUCAGAAAAAGUCGCUAUCACCAAAAGAGAUGAAUGAAACGGAUCUGAUAAUUGAUAGAAUUGCUGAGUUAAUUCUUACAUGUGACUCGAUUUUAUUUACAAGUGGCGCUGGCAUGAGCGUGGCCAGCGGGCUUGGUACUUUUCGAGGCAACACAGCUGACAUUUGGCCACCUCUUUUACAGGAACCAAAGUAUGAUUAUACUGAAAUUUGUGAUCCCGUUUGGUUUUGCAAAGAACAGAGCAAUAGUAUUGAACAUAAUACGGCUAAUUUUGGAUAUGCAUUCUGGAUAUACCAGUAUCAUUUAUUUACUUCAACUACACCUCAUCACGGUUAUCUGAUCGCUAAACAGUGGAGCCAAUUAGAUCAUAUGAAAUAUGCGUUCAGUUUUACAAGUAAUAUCGAUGGGCAUUGGAGAAAAUCCGGUUGGUGUGAUGUAUCUAUACUUGAAUGUCACGGUUCUAUCGAUUAUAUGCAAUGUGUUCGUAAUUGUUGUGAUUCGGUAUGGCCAACGAAUGACGCAUUGAAAUUAAAUGUUGAUCCGGAAACCAACUGUGCGAUCGAUCCAUUACCUUUAUGUUUACACUGCAGCCAUUUAGCAAGACCUAAUGUAUUGAUGUUUAAUGAUCAACGGUACGCUGGUGAACGAUAUAACGAACAGAUUGAUCACUAUGAGCAAUUCAAGAUGGAUAUCGUAGAGACAAAAUCGAAAUUAUUAAUUAUUGAACUAGGUGCUGGUACAACAGUACCUUCUGUACGAAAUGAAAGCGAACUGGUGUUUAAGAACAAGAAAUGGGUGGCCAAUUUCGUUCGAAUUAAUUCAUCGGUAGAGCAUUCAACGAUUGAAGAUUGUUAUAAAAACAAGGCCAAUCGAUUGACGUUGAAAUUAACAAUGGAUGCGUUGGCAGCAAUGACAUUGAUUGAUCAAGCGUUGAAUAAAAAACUAAAAACAGCUAAAUAG